GGGAGCGUCCACGCACGUACGCGCAAUGACAGUAUAGAAUCUCGAAAACCCCCGAUCGUGGAAGACAAAACACUUUUCUUCCCCUGCAUUUUUGCGCGCUUCGAAUUAUGACUGGAGUAUUUGACAGAAGGAUUCCGAACAUCAAGACUGCUGAUUUUCAAAACCCUUUUCAGAUUUCGACCAUGCACCACCCGUCUCAGGAAUCUCCAACCCUACCCGAGUCAACAGCCACGGAUUCUGGCUACUACAGUCCGGCCACCGGUGGAGUUCACCAUGGCUAUUGUUCACCCAACUCAGCGUCUUAUGGAAAACCCCUGAAUGCAUAUCAGUACCAGUACCACAGUGUUAACGGAUCGGCUGGAAAUUACUCGACAAAGUCUUACCCCGAUUACAGCUCAUACACCAGCGCUGCCUACCACCAAUAUGCAGGAGCAUACAGCCGAGUCCAGUCACAACCUAGUCCACAAGAAAAAGAAGUAGCAGAGCCGGAAGUACGGAUGGUCAAUGGAAAACCCAAGAAAGUCCGAAAGCCACGAACCAUCUAUUCGAGUUUUCAGCUCGCGGCUCUUCAGCGGCGGUUCCAGAACACCCAGUACCUCGCGCUGCCCGAGAGAGCCGAGCUGGCCGCGUCACUCGGUCUUACUCAGACACAGGUAAAAAUAUGGUUUCAGAACCGGCGCUCCAAGAUGAAAAAGAUCAUGAAGAACGGGGAGCUUCCUCCGGAUCACAGCCCGAGUUCCAGCGACCCAAUGGCCUGCAAUUCGCCACAGUCCCCCGCAGUAUGGGACUCGCAAGGUCCGCCGAGGCCUCACAACCACCAGAAUCAGCAAAACAUUAAUGCAGCGGCUUCAAGUUUUUUGGAGAACUCUAGCUCCUGGUAUUCCGGCGCUAACAUGAAUUCACACCUGCAGACGCCCAACUCAUUACAGCACUCGCUUGUUCUUGGAUCAGGAACGUUGUACUGAAACCCCCCUCAUAUAUUUUUUGUUGUAUCGGACUGCUGUGUACAUUCUUUUUUGAGGAAUAUGCAAUGUAUUAAUAUGACAGUCAUAGAAGAACGUGUAAAAUGUGUAAAUGUGUGCAUGUAAUUUAUUGCAUUUGGAAGACUUAUUAAAUGUUUUAAACGGACAUUGGGAAUCCAAACACUUUUGGUGCCUUGAAUUUUGACCUCAACACUAACUUAACAUUUCUUGUAUAUUUUUUUCAGUAUAGCCAAGUGGCAUUGGAAUUGUAUAUUGCAAGGACUACACAGAAAAAAAUAAACA
Messenger RNA from Engraulis encrasicolus (European anchovy), 1265 nucleotides. It is a transcript of the gene dlx5a, whose product is annotated as distal-less homeobox 5a. Gene Ontology annotation, biological process: regulation of transcription by RNA polymerase II; embryo development; cell differentiation. The record is from RefSeq and is a predicted model, not a curated record. Gene Ontology annotation, molecular function: DNA-binding transcription factor activity, RNA polymerase II-specific; RNA polymerase II cis-regulatory region sequence-specific DNA binding. The transcript has 3 exons. Bases 108 to 965 code for a protein of 285 amino acids. Lineage: Eukaryota; Metazoa; Chordata; Actinopteri; Clupeiformes; Engraulidae.